Molecule: messenger RNA, 4259 nt
Organism: Scomber scombrus (Atlantic mackerel)
Lineage: Eukaryota; Metazoa; Chordata; Actinopteri; Scombriformes; Scombridae
Gene: itga7
Product: integrin, alpha 7
Exons: 26
Coding region: 122-3610 (1162 amino acids)
Biological process (GO): cell adhesion mediated by integrin; cell-matrix adhesion; cell-cell adhesion
Cellular component (GO): external side of plasma membrane; integrin complex
Molecular function (GO): integrin binding
Source: RefSeq, a predicted model, not a curated record
GGCCGGAGAAGAGAGGAACAAGAGAGGAUUUGUACCCUGUUUUCUCUUUAUGCUCUCCAGGAGCCGUAAAAGGAAUCUCCCCUGUGCUCUUUCUUGAACUGAACUUGCUCUGCACCCUGCCAUGACAGCCCCGGAGGGACAUGGGAACACUGUCUCCCUCUCAUCUUAUUCCUCUCAUCGUUGGACUUACCUCCUCUGGGCUCUGUUGACUAUUUCAAGCCAGGUCUGGGGCUUUAACCUGGAUACUACUCACACACUGCACAAGUUUGGGGACCGAGGCACCUUUUUUGGGUUCUCUCUUGCACUUCACCAACAGCUUACCCCAGAGCCUCAGAGCUGGAUCCUGGUGGGGGCACCACAAGCAGCAGGGCAGGGCUUGUUGCUGGGCAGUCGGCCAGGAGCCCUGUUCAGGUGUCCAAUCACACCAGAAGAGUACGACUGUGAGAGGGUGGAUAUCGAUGGAGAUGUGAGUCUGGACAGAGAGAGCAAAGACAACCAGUGGCUGGGAGUGACUGUAAAGAGCCAGGGGAUUGGAGGGAAGGUGGUGACCUGUGCUCACCUGUAUGAGCUCAGGCAACGUGUAAGCCAAACCUCUGAGACCCGCGACCCCAUCGGGCGCUGCUACGUCCUGAGUGAGGACCUGACAGAGCGAGAUGACCUGGAUGGAGGGGAGUGGAAGUUCUGCGAGGGUCGACCGCAGGGACAUGAGCAGUUUGGCUUCUGUCAGCAGGGCCUGUCUGUCAGUUUCACCCCAGACAACAACUUCAUUCUGUUCGGGGCUCCGGGAACAUACAACUGGAAAGGUGAGAUGCGCGUCCAACUCCUAAACCAGACUCUGCUUGACCUCGGUUUCUAUGACGAUGGGCCCUACGAGGUGGCAGAUCAGAAACAGCUAAAUGCCCAGCUCAUCCCUCUGCCCUACCACAGUUACCUGGGGCUCUUGUUCAUGGCUAGCCCCGUUGAAGAUGCACUGCUGUACAAAACUCUGGAGCCCUCCAACCGGCCUACACCGUUUGAGGAUGUAGCUCAUAAUAGCUACUUAGGGUUCUCUGUGGACUCCGCCAUGGGAAUAAUGAGCCUUGGGGAGCUCACCUUUGUGGCGGGGGCACCAAGGGCCAAUCACACAGGGGCUGUAGUGCUCCUGCGAAAGGACAAUGUGUACCGGCUGGUGCCACAGCACAUUUUCUGGGGGGAGGAGCUGGCCUCUUCAUUUGGGUACUCGGUAGCUACAGCGGAUCUCAACAGAGACGGCUGGACCGACCUGAUUGUGGGAGCUCCUAACUUUUUCGACCGUAAGGCAGAGAUUGGUGGAGCAGUGUAUGUGUACCUGAACCCCCUUGGUCACUGGGACGAUCAGGCCCGUCCCAUUCGUCUUAAUGGUACAUAUGACUCCAUGUUUGGGAUGACAGUCAGCAACGUAGGAGAUCUGGACCAGGAUGGAUACGGAGAUAUUGCUGUUGGAGCACCCUUUGAUGGAGAUGGCAAAGUUUAUAUCUACAGAGGUUCAGAUGCUGGAAUUGAAACAAAACCUGCUCAGGUUCUGGACGGUCGUGACUUUGACGUGAGACGUUUUGGAUACUCCAUCUCAGGUAGUUUGGAUAUUGAUAACAACCACUAUCCAGACCUUGCAGUGGGCUCCCUUAAUGAUUCAGUGGUUCUCUUCAGGUCUCGUCCAGUUAUUCAUGUGGUCAGGGAAAUAACUGUUGACCCUCAACACAUUGAUCUGGAGCAGCACAACUGUAAGGGCAGAGAAGGAGUCUGCGUGGAGGUCAAGGCCUGCUUCACCUUUACAGCCCACCCAAAAAACUACUCACCACACAUAACCCUUGUGGUGCUCUUUGAAGCGGACACUGAGCGCAGGAAGCUGGGCCUACCACAUCGUGUUAAUUUCCUGGGUCGCAGGCCUCUGGAGCCGGAGUACACUCAGACAGAAGAAGUGGAGCUGCAUCACCAGCGUCACCCUGUGUGCACCACUGCUGUCUUCCAGCUCCAUGAGAACAUCCGUGACAAACUGCGUCCCAUCUCGCUGGCAAUAACCCAUACUAUCAAGCCCGUGCCACCACGCAGACACUCAGCUACCAAGAAGCUGGAGAAACUGGCGCCUGUACUGAGUGUUUCUCCCUCUAACACACUGCACUCUGAGGUGAAUUUCCUGCGGGAAGGAUGUGGCACCGACAAAAUCUGUCAGAGCAACCUGAAGCUGAGCUACCAGUUUGGAACACGACCUCUGACUUCUGACCUCUUCACCCCUCUGCCAAAAGAUGAGGAUGAUGUGCAGGUCUUCUCCCUGUCAGACCAGCGGUUGGUGGUACUGGAGAUCACCGUCACCAACAUGCCCUCUAACCCGCUGGAGCCUGACGAGGAUGGAGAUGAUGCUCAUGCUGCUCAGCUGCUUAUCAACCUUCCAAGCACGCUGUCGUAUGCUGGCUCCAGGAUCCCAUCACAAAUGAGGUGUCAAGCGAACCAGAAUGGCUCCCAAGUUGAAUGUGACUUGGGAAACCCCAUGAAACGAGAUACUAAGCUGAAAUUCUCCAUCAACUUGAGCACAUCUAACAUCACGAUCGAGACCACUGAGCUGACAGCAGAUCUCGUAUUAACUACUAUCAGUGAACAGCUUGAUCUGGCCCCAGUCACAGCAUUUGCUAAGGUUGUGAUAGAGCUCCCUCUGUCUGUCAGCGGGCUCGCUCGUCCUCACCAGCUGUUCUUCAGCGGGGCUGUAAAGGGAGAGAGUGCCAUGACCAGUCUGGAGGACAUCGGAAGCCCUGUGGAUUUUGAGUUUGUGGUGGCUAAUCCAGGUCAAGCUCUGAACACGCUCGGCUCGGCCUUCCUCAAUAUCAUGUGGCCUCAUGAGUUGGCCAAUGGGAAAUGGCUACUUUACCCUUCUAGUCUGAAGUUUGAAGGUCACCCAAACACCCUCUGCACUCCCAUGGGGGUCUUGAAUCCUCUGAAGCUAUACAGCUCCGCACCUACAGAGCCUCCACCACCUGUCACUCAAAUGCCUGUUAGACAGCGCCGCUCCUACCCAGAAGAUGAAGGUCAAGUGAUGACAAAAGGCAGCGUGGGACGAACCACCCCAGCUGUGGCAGCUUCAGACAGACGCAAGUCGCUCAAACUGGAUUGUCUCUUGGGGUCAGCACGCUGUGUGCUCCUCCAGUGUCCCCUCCACAGCUUCUCUGGUCAGGCCAUCCUCAAGAUCCAUGCAUGGCUGUGGAACAGCAGUUUCAUAGAGGAGUUCCCAGCAGUCAGUGCUCUGGAGCUGCUGGUCAGAGCAAACAUUACUGUGAAGUCCAGCAUCAAACACCUGAUCCUCAAAGAUGCUGCUGCACAGGUUCCAGUGAUGAUCUAUCCUGAGCCUGGUCUGGCUGACCAGUACUGGAUCCCCUGGUGGAUCAUCAUCAUAGCCAUCCUGGCAGGCAUCCUGUUGCUGACUGUACUGGUCUGCAUACUGUGGAAGUGUGGCUUCUUCCAACGGGCCCACUACAAAGACAAAUUGCCUCAGUACCAUGCGGUGAAGAUCCCUCGUGAGGACCGGCCACAGUUCCAGACUGAGAAGUCAGGAGUUGUACAUAAAAAGGAAUGGGCCACGCACUGGAGCGAUGGGACCUCAUAACUGGCUUUUGAAGCACUGACUGACUGAAUUAAAUCAAAUCACCAUAUGUGGCACUCUUUCUGUCUUUACAUUGGAACUAACUGACUAAACCAAAGUGCACAUAGACUGAGAUCAUGAAAUCUUGUGCACACUGACUGUACUGCGUCAGUACUUGCGUAUUGGUGGCUUGUUACACUGACUGGAUCUAUACUCUCCCAUAUUGUAUUCCACUGAUGGCUGGCCCUGGAUAGUCUAUUAAUAAUAUGCAUCUAUAUAUAUCAGUGUUUUACAGUAAAUACUGAAGGCCCACAACAGUAUUAGAACCAGCCUAGCUCCUUGAUAUCUUUUGCAGCCUGCAGGAGGAGCACUGACGCUCACAUGGACUUUAUGGACAACGGAGAAUAGAGGAUCAAACAACUCAUAUAAACACACAAAGACAUGCAUGCAUGCACAAACAUACCAUAUUAUAAUAGAUGCAUACAGACACACUGGACAUUGUUGAUGAAGAAGCCACUGCCCAUGACAAAGACUAUAUUUUGCCUUAACUACUGUAAGAUUGACGAUGGAUAUGGGCAAUGAAAAGAUGCAUUUUUUUUAUAUGAAUGGUGUUUUGGGGUUUUCUUUCAGUAAGCAAACAUUGGGAAAAUGUCAGUAUGUAAGAUAUCAGUAA